AUGUUGCUUCGUGUCCGUGGCACUGGUGCCUCGCCUGAGAACUCGCAGGCCACGCUAAUGUAUCUGCGCGGGUUUCGUAGGACGAACACUCGGCCUCCUUCCGGGGAGUACUUACUUGCUGGCAUUGGAAGACCGCUGCUCUACCCACAUUUCCAUGUGGGCAUCCAAACUCCGGGGAUAGAGAAAGAUAUUGAACUGAGAAGGCAGCUGCCUUAUGUGGUGUGGAAGGAGUUGUGGAACGUUUACGACAUUGCCUACGAUGAACUGCGCCUGUUCCCUGAUCCACAUGCCACAACGGCUCUUCUUUCUUCUUCUGGGAGUGAGGGGGUGGAAGACACUACGGGGUUUACAAGAAUAACGGCGCGCAGUGGGGCAAAUAUGGCAGUUGUUGUCACGCAUCACAUUGUGGAGGACGGGACACCCGUUACUGGACACGACAUGUACGCAGGAGGACAAAUUGUGGUGUUGGAUUUAUCAGAUGUGCCACUGGCAGAUGCAGCGACGAGGGUUGCCGUGGAAUUGGCAUGGACGGCAGGCUAUGCGUCUAUGCAGGGCGCAUUAAACCAUGCUUCGCAUGUCGUGGUGCGGCUUCCUUACAUAUGUGACAUGGCUACUGUAGGGAAAUGCAGCCCUCUUGUGCAGGAGGGGUUGGACUUCAUGGGUGAACACAUCGCGUUGCUUACAAGGAGUUUCACGCAGGGGGAAGCGGACGGUGCGGCUCCUGGGGUGGAUGUAUCUUUCAUUGGGGCGGGUGCUGUGCAGUUGCAGGAGACGUUGGAUCGCCUCUGUUCUUCAAAAGAGAUGCCAAUUAACAAUGAUUUACCAGACGAUAAGCAAAAAGGGAGUGUAGCCCGGAAACAUGUUUUCAUUUUUGCCGGCGACCAACACGCACAACAGCAACAGCCGCAUAUAACGCAAUUACUGCAGUCCAUCGAAUCAUCGAUAGGUGUCAGCCUGUCCUUUGAGUCGGUCCCGCUAAAGGGCCUCUUGGAAGGCGCGGAGGAACAGUGGGAUGCGGCCACCACGCGAGAGAAUCAAAUACUGAAUUUCUGCCCCUGUUGUGGGCACUGCGGUGGUCAUUAA
Messenger RNA from Trypanosoma cruzi, 1083 nucleotides. RefSeq lists its product as uncharacterized. Bases 1 to 1083 code for a protein of 360 amino acids. The record is from RefSeq and is a predicted model, not a curated record. The transcript has a single exon. Lineage: Eukaryota; Euglenozoa; Kinetoplastea; Trypanosomatida; Trypanosomatidae.